AUGUCCGGAAGGCUUAACGGCAAGGUUGCUAUUGUCACUGGGGGCGCUCUUGGAUUUGGCGAAGGCAUUGUGAUCAAAUUCGUCCAGGAGGGCGCAUUAGUUGUUAUUGUCGAUCUGCAUAAAGAGAAUGGAGAGCGAGUUCUCGCAUCACAGCCCCGGGGAACGGCCAUAUUUGUUCAGGGCGAUGUGUCCUCCGAACAAGAUUGGGAAAAGGUGCGCGACACGACACUUUCUCGGUUUGGGAAGAUCGACAUUGUGGUGAACAACGCAGGGAUUGUUAACAGCGCGAUUUCAUCUCUCGAACUUACUGAAAAAGAAUUUGAUCGUCUUUGCAGAGUCAACAUCAAAAGCCUUUACUUCAGUGCCAGAGUGAUUGCUCCAUGUAUUCAGAAGCAAAGUACUGGUGGUGCUUUUAUCAAUAUCUCUAGCAUGAGUGCUCUUCGUCCUCGCCCGAAUCUUGUAUGGUACGCAGCUACCAAGGGCGCUGCCAGUGCGGCCACCAAGGGACUAGCAGCGGAGUUGGCCCAAGAUAAUAUCAGAUGCAAUGCCAUAUGCCCCGUGGCUGGAGAGACUGCAAUGAUUCCAUUGGUCCUUGGAAAGCCCGAUACGCCCGAAAAUCGCGCGAAGAUAUUGUCUGGUAUUCCACUUGGGCGAUUUGCAACACCUGCGGAUAUCGCGAAUGCAGCAUGCUUCCUUGCCAGCGACGAGGCUAAUUUCAUAACCGGGGUGGAGCUGCCAAUAUAG
Penicillium arizonense is the source of this 744-nucleotide messenger RNA. RefSeq lists its product as uncharacterized. The transcript has 5 exons. The coding region runs from base 1 to 744 and encodes 247 amino acids. Lineage: Eukaryota; Fungi; Ascomycota; Eurotiomycetes; Eurotiales; Aspergillaceae. The record is from RefSeq and is a predicted model, not a curated record.